UCUCAACUUUGCUUAUCAGAUUACGUGAAAGUUAUGCUGUAUUAAACUGAAAGAGAAUGCAAAAAUUCAUGAGUUUCACCAAAGAAAGGCAAUUUAUUGAUUUUUUUUUUUAUAAAAUCAUUUAAAUUGUAGUAACUACAAAUUAAAAAAGAAUAUUGCAAAUUAUUCUUUUUAUCUCUCUAUAAUUUCGUUCCUGUUCAGCUAUGCAUUUCUACACCGUUGGUCCGAUCGCGAUGAAAUUUGGUACAGAGACUACUGAUACCAGGCGGCUUUUACCAACGACAUUCAUUUCCCCCCCAGAGCCCCCCUUCGUAGCGCCCCCAUAUAAAAUUCGUGCUUUUUUGACUACUUUUUGAAAUUGGCGCCCUUUUCGGUACAUUUUCUUGAAGAGAAAAUGAGAUGGAUGCAUUUUCCUGCUAUCCGUCUCCCUCACACAUUCACUUUUUCGCAAUUUUCUCACGUUUUCCGCCGAGUUUUCCGGCCGGAAGUAAGUUUUUGCAAUCAGGAAGCGACGCCGCGUCGAAUGGCAGCAUUGGUGUGAAAAGCUCGCGAAAAUCCAUUUUCGGGAAAUGAGAGUCGUGUAAAAUCCCCAACCGUCAAAAUUUUCAAAUUUGUUACCCAACCGUCAAAAUUUCCACGGGCCCCAAAUUCAUGAAUUUCUCCAAAGAAAGCCAAUUUAUUGAUUUUUUUUUGAUAAAAUCAUUAAAAUUGUUGUAACUACAAAUUAAAAAAGAAUAUUGCAAAUUAUUCUUUUUUAAAUUGGAUAAAUUGAGAAAAUAAAACGUUUGCGUUUAAAAGAGCGAGCAAAUUUUGGCGGGAAGAAAUUGAGCGACUUUUUCGGAACAAACAUAACCUAUCUUUUUCAUUAUUUUGAUUCUUGUGGUUGCGGUUAUAAAAAAAAGUGAACAUGCCUUUCCCGACCAGUGUCCUCCGCAAGUCCCUCCUGCAAUAUUACCAGAGCAAUGCAGCUGUAGUACAGAGUCGUUUGAAUGCAAUAACCUUCCCGCAGCGCCUGAAGGGGACAAUUGUGGAGAAAUGGGCCACCUACUGGAAGCACCUCUUCCUCGACUACAUGGAGGUUAUUGCGGGAUUGGGAAGAGAAGCCCGGGAUAAGCCACUGAAGGCGACAGUCGUUGGAUCAGUGGUCGGAAGUCUCUACUACUGUGGGAAAACAAAUCCAGAUAGAGAGAAUUUCAUGGAGACCCUUCGGACGUAUCAGAAUGAAAUGAGUUUGGUGCACGAAUCUCUCCACAAUCCCAUUUCAAGAGAACACAUCCUGAUGGUUGAGCGAAAUGUCAAUUCGGGUCAGCUGAGACGAUUAUCCUUGGGAGUGUUGUCCUUGAUGUGGCUGGAUGAUUGUAGCGAUGAAACGGCAAACUAUCGUGCUAACUGCUCGUAUCUGAAGCCAGAAUGGUCAUCAUUUCAUCGACGCAUCAUAGACAUUGGAUUCUUGGGUGAGUGGUGGAAUUUCCGGCAAAAGAUGACUGAUUACGAUAUUAAUUAUUAGCUUAUCUAUUAGCUGUAUUUAGAAAUAAAACUUAUAAAUAGCUUAAA
Molecule: messenger RNA, 1554 nt
Organism: Lutzomyia longipalpis
Lineage: Eukaryota; Metazoa; Arthropoda; Insecta; Diptera; Psychodidae
Product: mitochondrial import inner membrane translocase subunit Tim29
Exons: 1
Coding region: 908-1507 (199 amino acids)
Biological process (GO): protein insertion into mitochondrial inner membrane
Cellular component (GO): TIM22 mitochondrial import inner membrane insertion complex
Source: RefSeq, a predicted model, not a curated record